Molecule: messenger RNA, 831 nt
Organism: Magnolia sinica
Lineage: Eukaryota; Viridiplantae; Streptophyta; Magnoliopsida; Magnoliales; Magnoliaceae
Product: late embryogenesis abundant protein Lea14-A-like
Exons: 1
Coding region: 1-831 (276 amino acids)
Biological process (GO): response to desiccation
Cellular component (GO): cytosol
Source: RefSeq, a predicted model, not a curated record
AUGGCAUUCUUCAACAAGUUGACAGGUUGCUUUACAGACAUCAUAGAAAAGAUCAAGGAAGUGAUUGGAUUUGGUAUACCGACCGCAUUCGUCACAGGCAUUCGAAUCGCUUCGAUUGAUCUCAAGAAGGCUACUCUUGUCUUUGAUGUGCUUGUAACAAAUCCAUCUCGCUUUACAAUCCCACUAACGGAUAUAAACUACUUACUAGAGAGUGAUGACCGGAAACUUUUAUCAGGACUAAUCCCUGAUUCUGGAACAAUCAGUCCAAAGGGCUCGACAACGAUUGUAAUACCAGUUACAUUAGUCUACGAAGAUAUCCUAAACACAUUCACUGAUAUCAGACCUGGUAGUGUGAUUCCUUAUAAAAUGAAGGUCGAAUUUGGGGUGGAGGUUCCCAUUUUCGGAAAGAAGACUAUUCCAAUUGAGAAGUCUGGUGAGAUACCAAUCCCAACAAUACCUUUGAUUAGUCUUGAGAAAAUAGAAUUCAAGAAGUUUUCGUUCGAAGAAUGUGUGGUGGCUGAACACUUGAAAUUGGAGAACAUGAAUGAGUUCGAAAUGGGUGUGACUUCUUUGGAGCUUGAACUGCAGCUGAGUGGAAAAAGCAUUGGAAGUGCAGGAUUAGAAAAGACGGGGAGUGUUGGUAAGAGUGGAGUUAGUAUGCUUGUGAUCCCACUUACAUUUAGGCCUGUGAAUUUAGGGAUGGCAGUAUGGGAAGUGCUUGGAGGGAAUGAGGCAACUUAUGCACUCAAAGGGAAUCUUGGUGUGGAUACUCCUUUUGGGUCCAUGACGUUUCCAAUGGAAAAGGACGGAGGGACAUCCUUCAUCAAGUAA